GCGUCACGGGGAAGUUCCUUAAAGGGGAAGUGAGCGGGGCUACGAGGCGGACGUGGGGUGCGGUGGUCGGCGGGGAAGGUCCCCAGCGUUUUAAAAUAAUGCCCGCGGCGCCCGCGCGACCAUGCAAUGGCGAGCGCUCGUCCUGGGGCUGGUGCUCCUCCGGCUUGGCCUCCAUGGAGUGCUGUGGCUUGUCUUCGGGCUGGGGCCCAGCAUGGGCUUCUACCAGCGCUUCCCGCUCAGCUUCGGCUUCCACCGCCUGAGGGGCUCCGACGGCCCCGCGUCUCUUGCCUCGGGGCCCGCGGGCAGGCCGGGGACGCCUGGGGGGCCGUCGUGGCUGCAGCCGCCGGUUCCCGCGGCGGCGGCGGCGGCAGCGUCUGCGGGGCGGCGGCGGGCUCCGCGGCGGCCAGGGCCGGGUGUGUGUGGCCCGGCCCACUGGGGCUACGUGCUGGGCGGCCGGGACCGCGGCCGGGACGAGUACGAGAAGCGCUACAGUGGUGCCUUCCCGCCUCAGCUGCGCGCACAGAUGCGCGACCUGGCGCGAGGCAUGUUCGUCUUCGGCUACGACAAUUACAUGGCGCACGCCUUUCCCCAGGACGAGCUCAACCCCAUCCACUGCCGCGGCCGAGGGCCGGACCGCGGGGACCCUUCAAAUUUGAACAUCAAUGAUGUCCUUGGGAAUUAUUCAUUGACUCUUGUUGAUGCAUUGGAUACACUUGCAAUAAUGGGAAAUUCAUCCGAGUUCCAGAAAGCAGUCAAGUUAGUGAUCAACACAGUUUCAUUUGACAAAGAUUCCACCGUCCAAGUCUUUGAAGCCACAAUAAGGGUCCUGGGAAGCCUUCUCUCUGCCCACAGAAUAAUAACUGACUCCAAGCAGCCCUUUGGUGACAUGACGAUUAAGGAUUAUGACAAUGAGCUGUUGCAUAUGGCCCAUGACCUGGCCGUGAGGCUCCUCCCUGCCUUUGAAAACACCAAGACAGGCAUCCCCUACCCUCGGGUGAAUCUAAAGACUGGUGUUCCUCCUGACAGCAAUAAUGAGACAUGCACGGCCGGUGCUGGUUCCCUCCUGGUGGAGUUUGGCAUUCUGAGCCGACUGCUGGGGGAUUCCACGUUCGAGUGGGUGGCCAGGCGAGCAGUGAAAGCUCUUUGGAACCUGCGGAGCAAUGACACAGGAUUGUUAGGCAAUGUUGUCAACAUUCAGACGGGCCAUUGGGUUGGAAAGCAGAGUGGCUUGGGUGCCGGACUGGACUCCUUCUAUGAAUACCUCUUGAAAUCUUACAUUCUCUUUGGAGAAAAAGAAGAUCUAGAAAUGUUUAAUGCUGCAUAUCAGAGUAUUCAGAACUACUUAAGAAGAGGUCGGGAAGCCUGUAAUGAAGGAGAAGGGGACCCGCCACUCUACGUCAAUGUGAACAUGUUCAGUGGGCAGCUGAUGAACACAUGGAUUGACUCUCUGCAGGCCUUCUUCCCCGGACUGCAGGUUCUGAUAGGCGAUGUGGAAGAUGCCAUCUGCCUGCAUGCCUUUUACUAUGCCAUAUGGAAGCGCUACGGGGCCCUCCCCGAGAGGUACAACUGGCAGCUGCAGGCCCCUGACGUGCUUUUCUACCCGCUGAGACCAGAGCUGGUGGAGUCUACUUAUCUCCUAUACCAGGCAACCAAGAAUCCCUUCUACCUCCACGUAGGAAUGGAUAUUCUGCAGAGUCUGGAAAAGUACACAAAAGCCAAGUGUGGGUAUGCUACAUUGCAUCACGUCAUCGACAAAUCCAAGGAGGACCGGAUGGAGAGCUUCUUUCUCAGUGAGACCUGCAAAUAUUUGUAUCUGCUCUUUGAUGAGGAGAAUCCAGUACACAAAUCUGGAACCAGAUACAUGUUUACAACUGAGGGACAUAUUGUAUCUGUGGAUGAACAUCUUCGGGAAUCACCCUGGAAGGAGUUCUUUUCUGAAGAGGGAGGGCAGGACCAAGUGGAAAAGUCUGUGCACAGGCCUAAAUCUCACGAACUGAAAGUCAUCAACUCCAGCUCCAAUUGCAAUCGUGUUCCUGAUGAAAGGAGAUACUCCUUGCCCUUAAAGAGCAUCUACAUGCGGCAGAUUGACCAGAUGGUUGGCUUGAUUUGACCUGCUCUCCCCCGUGUGGCCUCAUUGGAAACUGGACCUAAAACAGCUGAACAUAGGCUGAGACCCAGUCUGAAGUGGAGGAGGAUGGGAGCCUGGCCGUCCACGAUGCUGUAGGAAUUCUCUCCAGCUCCUCCCCUCAGCACGUAGAUUCUUGCAUUCUUUAGUGUUUCUCUUCUGUUCAAUAAAACACCCUGUUUGUCUUAAGGAUUUACUCUGAGGUGAGAAGGUAUGAGGAAAUCAGCUCCUUCGGACAGGCUGCUGUUCCUCAGCAACUUGGACGGGCGUCUGGCUGGACCUUUAGAGUUCCCGACUUUGGAAUCACCAAGCCUGGCUACCUCUCUGCCCGAGGAUUGUCCAUGGAUUGAUUUCUGUGCAAGAGGGCCUGAGGUUCACUUGACAUCCCUACUUACUGCAUUUGUCAUCCUCUCUCUUUCAUUGGAAAGGUGGGGUUUCUCCCAGCUCCCCACCCGGGAUCGUCGGUCACCUGGGAAAAGUCAUCCAGUUAUGCCUUUGUGCCCCAAGUGAUCAUCACAGUGUUACAAAUUAUUUGCUAAUGAAAAACAGUUUCAUCCGAAUUCUAACAGGCAGUCUUUAAAAAAAAAAGGCAAAAGCUUUAUACGACCUGAAGAGAAACCAGAGUAUAACAGGCAGUCUGUUAAGUUGUCACAUCACCAUUUAAGAGCUUAACAAGUAGAUCUUUUGGACGAUGUUUUACAUUUACUGUGAAUUUACCCGAGGAGCUCCCACAGUUUCAGAAACAGGUGCCUUUUAGGGAGAGAAAAAUACCCAUGAUCAUCUGAGCUUCCAUCUGUCUUAUAUUUACUAACUAAGGAUUCUUAAUUCUGACCAUGUUUGGGUUAGAAUUAUUUUGUUUUUGUUUACUGUGUCUAGUGCCAAUUAGCUAAGUCAGGGAGAAAGAAAUGAUCAGAUGACUUUCUGGCAUCCUUGAGCCACUUUUCUGUGUAAUACAGGCUUUAGAUUAGUGCCUUAUACUAUUUUGGUUUGGGCCACUGGAUGUCACAGCUGCUGCUAGGAUUUUGACAGGCUGGUUCUAUAUUGCUUUGUGGUGGACCACAGUGAAAGGGGAAUGGGAUGGAUAUCAAUAAGGAAGAUUCUGGAAAUGCCUUGGCCAUUCCUUGCCUUUCAAUCUGAUAUUUUAAGCAAGCAUAUAUAAGGAGAAACUUGUGCUAAAACGCCUCCUUCAUUUUUUGUUCUAUUUCCUAAGCCAAAACGGAACUAUGUCUCUCUAAACUUGUGCUGAGUGCUCAUAGAAAGCUGAGGUAGGUUUGAACUCCGAGCUUGGCUUCCCUGUAAUGUCAGAGGUUGAAAUGAAUCUCAGCAGAAAGGGGAGGAUGUCUCUUAAAAACCUCCAACUUCACUCGUCAUGUUGUGUACCCGUCACUGCUGGCAUACUUCAAAAGAUUUUAUUUUGGUCUUUUUAAAGCUAGAAGGAAGUACUGUGUAAGCCAUUGCAUUUUCAAUCAAAAGGGAGAAAUUUUAUUGUUCUUGAAAAUUUAAGUGUUAGUGGAUUUUAAAUAGUUAUGUAAUUCAGUUCUUUGAGAUUUUUAGAAAAGGGAUUUUCAGUAAUGUGUCACCUCUGCCUUUUAAAUAUUUGGUGUGCCAAUUGUUUUAAAGUAAAAAAAAUCAAAUGCUUCUAUUUUAUUUUUUAUUUCAGAAGCAUUCUGUUUAUCAACAUUGUCUUGUCUACUGAAUAGAAAAUUUUCUUUGAGAAUAUUAUAUAUAUUUUAAAUGUUUUCAUUGACUCAGUAAAACCAAAGUGUCCCAUUUUAAAUACACACACAUGCACAAAUGUCCCUGUACCUUUUCUCCAGGUAAACUGAGGAGGGACUGUUUGGGAGAAUGGGGCACCUCAGGGAAGAAAGUGGGCCCUUCGUGUAUCUGUUUCCUUUGUUGCAGCACCCACCCCUGGUUUUCCCUGGUUUCCUGCUCCAGCUUCUGUGCUCACACUGUUAGGUUAUCACAUCCCAACCUUCCCCCCUCCUGUGGGCUCAGGCAUCCCACCGCUCUUGCUCUGGAACAGGGACCUGGGCUCUUGUUCUGCCGAGACACCUCAGGGGCUACCAGCUGACAUGAUGUAUGUUUUGUAUUACGUCUCAGACCCUCUUGACUCAGGCACUGGACUUGUACCAGUUGUGAGUCUGGGGGUGAGUGACUCACUCUGAUCCUGGUUGUUGAGCUUCUAGACUCCCUUGCCUAGGUGAACGGUGCUACUCGAUACCAGAACGCUGUCCCAUGCUAGUUACAGAGAAGGUUCUUUGAGCCAUGUUCAAAACUUAAUUUCUUUUUGAAGGUCAGAAUGACAACACCUGGACAGAUCCUGCCAGGUGUUUGCUGUUCCUUGUGCUCUGUGUCCUGAGGUAUCUGGGAGGGGAGGGCCGAGGAGAGGAGAUUUGCCCUAGGAACACCCUGAUCCUGAUCCGACAUCAUCCUUUGGAACUGCUGUGAGCCUGCACCAUCCUUGUAUUCCCACACAGAGCUAGUAUCUAGACUGAUUCGGUUGACACAGUGAAAAUGGUUUUGCAAAAUCUUUGUGGAAAGCUGCCUUAUGGUAAGGCUUGGGUGGAGCUGAAAACUCCCACCCCAGAUUUCCCAAGCAUUACAGGGCAGCCUUUGCUGGCUGAGAUGGUGUGACCGAGGAAUUCUGUUUCCUGGAGGAGGAGGUGACAAAGGAAGUGUUUGCUGACUUGCUCGUUGUGCUGGCCUUCAUGAAAAAACAGCUUCCAUUUUCUCAUCUUUUCCUUCAGAACUUUCAAAUCUUCUGCCAGAACUCGCUCUGUGCUGGAACCACCAGGUUCUUGAGGUGGUCGUGAAUCAUGGGACAUGCACACGCCACUUCUGUAGUUGGCUCUUUACUUAGGCACCAGGAUGGUGUCUACAGCUCCCUAGACAGAUAAGUUUAGUUGUAUAUUCUAACGGUCUGAGUUUGGGUCCUCCCUCUUUCCCUCCACCUACAGGUCCCCCACCAAAGAAAAAUAACCCUCUUAGCUAUUUUCUUAGCUCAGUUUACUAAAUGAUUGCAAACUGUAAUCCUUUGCUCUGGGUUUUGUAGACUCAACAUCAAACAUUCUUUUUUGCCAGAGGUCUUUCUCUUGUGUGGAUUUCCAAUUUAGUGCUUGUUAACAGAUCAGGCUGGAUGUUUGCCCUAGCCCCAGGGUGGCUGAGCAGGGACGUUUAAGAAAGUUCUUUGCUUUUCCAUUCCCAGGUAUCCAGCCUGUCCCCUGCAGGGCAGGGACUCUUAGGAAAGUGAGAAGGUGGGGUGGCUUGGCUGUGUGUCCCCUGGUUUUGCAGGGCUCAGGGUUAUUGAACUGGGAUGUGAAUCUGGUGAAAGUGUUAAGUACCUGUGGACCUUCCUGAUUCGUUAUCUCCUUCCCUCUUUCUGAGAGGCAGAGAAAUAAUAUUUUUAAAGGUAUGUUGUUUUAGUUUUAAAAAGCAAAACACAAGCUGCAUUUUUAUUUAUUAUGCACAAAAAAGGUAAAUCUGUUUUUACAAAAAAUCUAGAGUUGGAAACUCUGGGGAAAAUUCUAUUGAAAUAUACAAAUGCUUCUCUCUGUAAUGUGCAAUAUGCUUUGCAACUAUAGAUGAUAUUUUAUGUUUAAUCUGUAAAUAAGAAAUGUAUUUAAAUUAAAAGGGAGGUUUUUGUAAAAGGAUCAAAUGUUCUUUUAUAAAUGUACUAAGGAAUAUCUUGCUCUUUGAAAUUUAUUAGCAUUUUUAUGAGUAAUUUUUAUUAAAAGAUUCUUUUGAGUUGUCAUUUUGUUUCCCCUUUAUAUACUCACAUGUACACAUUACACACAGGACAAACAAGGGAACAAAGUCUUUAAAACUGUAAACCAGAUGAAUAAAAAUUUUAUUUUGUUGGA
Sus scrofa (pig) is the source of this 5988-nucleotide messenger RNA. It is a transcript of the gene EDEM1, whose product is annotated as ER degradation enhancing alpha-mannosidase like protein 1. Gene Ontology annotation, biological process: endoplasmic reticulum mannose trimming; mannose trimming involved in glycoprotein ERAD pathway; carbohydrate metabolic process. Gene Ontology annotation, molecular function: calcium ion binding; mannosyl-oligosaccharide 1,2-alpha-mannosidase activity. The record is from RefSeq and is a predicted model, not a curated record. Gene Ontology annotation, cellular component: membrane. Lineage: Eukaryota; Metazoa; Chordata; Mammalia; Artiodactyla; Suidae.